Molecule: messenger RNA, 5456 nt
Organism: Zonotrichia albicollis (white-throated sparrow)
Lineage: Eukaryota; Metazoa; Chordata; Aves; Passeriformes; Passerellidae
Source: RefSeq, a predicted model, not a curated record
AUCCACCCACAGUCCAUUCUGGAGUGGGUGGAUGCCUGGAGGAGGCUGUGAUCCAAUGAGAGACCUGGUGGAGAGAGGGCCCCUGCUUCCAGGCUGGAGCAGCCUGUCCUUGGAGGACAGCACCCUGUGGAAAGAGAGCCCCAUGUCGCUGCAGUUUUGGGAGGACUGACUGCCUCCAGGGAGGAGUUCACAUUGCAGCAGCUGUGGUAGGGCUUCUACUUGUGGGAAGUGGACCCACAGGAGAAAUUAAUGGAGAACUGUCUCCCACGGGAGAGACCCCACAGCCUCACAGGGGAAGGACUCCUCUCCUGGAGCAGUGGAAGAAAAUCUUGGUGAUGAACUGACCAAACGCCAAUGCCCUGUCUCUCUGUGCUGUUGGUGGGAAGGAGGGAGGGGUUGGGGAAGAAAAGGUGUUUUAAGGGCUUAUUUUACUUCUCAUUAUCCUCCUCUGAUUCUGUUAGUCAUAAAUUAUUCGCUCUGACCAAAUUUUAAAAGGUUUGUCUGGCUUGUAUCCCUUUGUCUACAGCUGACUAAUGGAUGUGCUUGUUUUCUUCCUAAAUCUUCUUAUAUAGCCUUUCUCCUAGGUGAUAUGGGUUUUCUCUUGCAUCUGCUGUACAUUUGCAUCUCUCCUUGUCUUGCAGCUGCAUGUGUCUUCCUCUACAGUGGCACAGAAAUGAAAACUGAGGGAAAUUUAGUAUUGAAACAACUGAAGAUGGAAAGUUGGUCAGUUGAGCAAGUCUGCAACUGGUUGAAACUGAGAAAUUUAGGAGAACUAGUUCCUAAGUUCCGUGAAGAAGAAAUAAGUGGAGCAGCUCUUCUGGCUCUUAAUGAUCGUAUGGUGCAGCAGCUGGUGAAGAAGAUUGGGCACCAGGCAGUGCUGAUGGACCUGAUUAAAAAAUACCAGCAACAGAAGAGUGGGCUGGAAUCCCUCACAUACUGUUGUGAAACAGCUUCUCAAAAAUUUCCAGAAGUAAUCAGUGGGGCUACUGAAAGACAGAUGUUAAUUUCUUCUGGUCCUGUGGAGCAGAAGUAUCUGUGUGCACAUGAAAAUGAAAAAGGACUAAUUGAUCACAGAGCGCUAAAGCAAAAAAAAAACCUGAAAUCAUUUUUUGUGAGACACAAGAUGUUGCAGUGGACAAGUUCUUAUGUUUUGCCAGACUUCCCUUACGAUGUCAAGUGCAUAUUAGCAGAAAAAAAAUGCCCUGAUCACAGUAUGAGAAUAAGAAUUAUUGAAUUUUUACAAGCAGACAUGACAAAAUACCUGGAAGGAUCACUGUAUCCGAACAGUCAGCAAUAUAACAUUGUUGUCAAUGCUCUGCUCCAGGCAUACCCAUUCCUUGAUGAAGAUGGGAAUGGCUUUUUGCUGUGGAAACGGGCCCUUAAAGAUCGUUUCAAAUAUGUGCGGAGACCCAUUGAGGACGACGAGCAAGUCCUGAGGAACAAAUGCAAAUUUGGCCACAGGAGGGGACAGAGCAGAAAAUCUUCUUUUGCUGAAAAUACUCUUGAUGGUGUCCAGGGGCAGGUAGAGGAAGAACCUGUUCAUCUUAAAGGCAGUGCAAUGGAUUUACAUAUUAAGUGGCUUAAUGGAGAAUAUAUGAAAACUCAGAGGAACUGGGAAGAAGUGGAAAACAGAAUGAAUGUGACAAUAGAAAUACGGAGAAAGAUGAUCAGUGAUAAGGCACCUUUAAAAGAUGUUCUUAGACUAUUUCCUUUCUUAAGAUGCCCUUAUCAGCUUUUUAGGGAGUUCCAGCUUCUCACACACAUGGACAUUCAUAAGAAAACAGUCGAGAUUUUGGAGAUUUAUUCAGAAAACAUAUUGUCCUUGUAUGUGGUGAGGAAUAAUCCAAUUAACAUUAUGCUGCAAGAAAAUCUGAAGCAGCACACAGAGGAAGACGUUCUGAAAUAUAUGAAAAUGACUGCUGCAUGUUUGCUCCUGCCAGAAGUCUUUGGAGAUGAUUCCAGUCUGUUUGCUGCAGUGAACGAGGAGGUAAAGGCAGUGACACCAGUGCUGGAAGUGAAAAAUCCCUUCAACGUGAAUUCAUGUGAGUUUGCCCUGUACAUAGAAAGGGAAGAGCUGGCCCAGCUCGAUGACUGCACCAUGGCUCUGGCAGCGCUGGUGGCUGCAUUCCAUGUGUUUGAUAUCCCAUGCCCAAAGAGAAUCCACAGGACACUGAACUUCCUGGAGUCCCUGGUCUUUGAUGUGAAGAGCCCAGCAUCCCUGCCCACCAUGGUAAAGACAGGGCUGGAGACACCCAAGCCUCCAGUACCUGAUGGUGCACCCAGCACUCCUCUCAGGAGCAUGUGAUAUUUUGUCAAAAUAAUUCCCUUUGUGCCAUUCUUUCUAUUCAAAGUGUAUGUAUAUUUAAAAGCUACGUUUAGUAAUGCCCUCCUUUUUUUAUUGUACUGGCUACUUCUAACAAAAAAUUAAAACUCCAGCAAUUUCAUUAUUUUAAAUGUAGAUUUUAGAGCAGUCUAGAGAUAAUAAAAUUUUCUGGAUUACUUUAUGUGUUAUGUAUUAUUUUUCUAUAAGGAGCAUUUGAAAAAUUCAGAUAUUUUGAUUGUAAGAAUUAAAAAAAUUAUGACCCAACAUGAGCAUUUCACUGCUUUAGAUGGUAAUACAGUUAAUAUUUUGAAAUGGCACAAAUUAAAUAUCUACUUAUUACUAUUACUUCAUAAUGUUAUGAUUGCUGAGAGCCUAAUAUAAUAAUUUUAGUGGUUUAAAAUGGUGGGCCUGAUUUUCAAUUUACAGGAUGACGACUUUUGCUGUUUUCUUCUUGCAUGAAACAUUUUGUUUCAACAUUAAUCCUCAAUUUACUAAAUAGGCAUUCUAAGACGAGCUCUCAAAGCAGCAAGAAUGACUUAUCUGGGAUGCUGCCAUGUGCAUUGGUGCUGCAGAGGGAACGUUUCUUUCCAAAUUUGUUUCUCAUUUUCUUUCCAAAUUUGUUCCCUGGAACAAAUCAGCUUUCUCCACGUGGUGACUCUGUAGAAGCCCUCUCCUCUCUUCUUCCGCAGCCUUCUCUCUUUCCCAACACUCCAUUCGUAACUUCUGUGUGAAAAUCCCAAGGGUUGCUGUCUGGCAUUGCAUGGCUUUGGGCAAGUGCCUGGCGAUAGGAACAGCAGCCAGGACUCAUUGCAUUAAUUAGAAAUAAAAACUGGCUUUUUAUUAAAACACUGUGUUCUGUUAGAGACCAAUCUCCCACCAGUUCCAAAAUGUCAGCGUAGGCAAAGCAGCCUCUGUGGUCACGAUGACUCUUUAAACGCUCAAACACACAGCCUGGAAGAUCACAGCAGCUUUGGUAAAUUUUGGCUGUGCAGGGGUGACUCCAAGGCAGUGAUGACAGUGGGAGAUCCUUCAGGAUGAGAGGAGAUGGCUGCAUUUGAUGGCCAAACUCUCCUGCUAUAGGCUUCACAUGGUUCCCAUGGAAUGCAGGGAACCUUUACCAGUGUGAGGGCUGGGCUACCACAGAUACAAAACAAAAACCAAUGCCAUUUCAGAGAUUCAGUAGGUCUGAUGAGUGGUUUUAAUUUCUUUAGUCAACAAAGAAAAUUUGUUGACUGUAGUUUUUGUAACAGAGGUGGCGACACUCAGCUACCUCAUCACAUGGGAUACAAAAGUAAGGAUUAUGUAUGUCCUCAUUAUUGUGAUAGCUGUGUGAAUAAAAAGUUGGGGUCAAGUGAGGUUUAUUCUACAUCUUGUAAACAGUAAUAAUUUAAAUUAAUUUCUUAAACCACAGUACUUUGUAAGUAGUUGUAAAUAAAAAUCCAGGGAGGUGCUAACAUCCCCAGGUGAUUUCUGUUGAGCUGCAGAUCUCUUUGUUGGUUAUCACUGCAGGCUGUAGACCUGGCACACAGGACAGACACAGAGGGCAGAGGAAAAUAAACUACACAGAAGGAGACAAUGAAAGAAAACAGAAGAAUUUAGCUAUUUACAGACCUGCCUGUGCAGCUUCAGGUGCUGGUGGUGACAAAGUCCAGGGCUAUAAAUGGCAUUCUGAUUGUAGUGGCCAGGGGGAUGUGAGCUUUGGGAGUAAGUGUUGAGGGAGAGGGCACAUAGCAGUAGUUAAGUUGCUCUUUUAAAACUACUGGCUGCACUGAGCUACAGUGAGAAAUCACUCCACACACACCCAUCAGGAGCAGCUGGGUUCAUCUGGGAGUCCUGGGCACACACAGAGGUAACAGAGGCUCCAGUUCAGGUUUUAUUUGUAUUGUAGUACAAUAAGAGUGCAAUUUGAACGUACACAUAUUGAACAAAAUGUAAAAAAUAUUAUUUAUGCAAUGCUAUGGGAGGAAAUUAACAGAGCAAUGCAACUUACUUAAUACUGACCCUGUUUCACCUCAUAUUAUGGCAGGAACCAGUCACCUACACGAUCUGGAAGGGACACAGAGAGUGAAAACUUAAGAACUCCAGCUAAAGAAAAGCCAAGCAAAAUCUGUGGGAAGAUGUAACAUUCUCCCAGCUCUGUGCAGUGGGAAUGUUCUGUUUGUUCUCAGUUCCACAGCUGAGCAACUGCCCACUGCAGCACUAAACAGAGGGCUGCCAAAAACCUGAUCCAACUCUUCUCUCUCUUCUUGCAAAGUAAUUCUGGAGCAGUCCUCAGUAUACAGGCAGCUAGGCUUUCUCCCAUAUAAAGUGCAUCUGGUUUACAUCUUUCAUGUAAAUAUACCACGUGCAACGACUUUCCCUAUAACAAUCCUCCAAGAAAGGAGGUUGCCUCACCUCAGUACCUGCUGGUGACAUCUGCAGCCUGCUAAUGACCUGGUGAAUUGCAUGUAUUUUACACCUAGCAUGUGCCUGUGCACCACAAGCAUUUAAGUGUCCUUUUCCCUGUGCUUUGCCUUUCUCCAUAUGCCUUAUCCAUUUACAAAUCAAAGUUUUCAGCUAGAAAGUGGUGAGUAAAAUAAUUUUCCCACCCCUGGGAAAGCAAAUCUCUGUAGAAUAUGAAACCAGGGUAGCAGUCCUAGCUUGAGCACAGUUUUUCUCCAUUGUUGUUAACUAUGCUGAAGACUGGGAAGUGCAGACACAAUUGAAUGUAAUUUCUUUUCUGCUAAUUUCCUUGCCUCAAAUUACUCCUAUUUUCUUCCAUGUUCUGAUGGACUGUAGCAGACUCCAUGUAAAUGGCUGGGACUCUAUUGUGCAGCAUAAACAAAAAUUUUCUAUGAAGUCAAACUUUAUUUUUCAGUUGCAGCCUUCUCUAUACUGGUUUUUUGAUAAAAUACAUGAAAGAUGCUGGUGGCAAAACUCACGUAACAGUUUUGUAAUCGUGCAAAAGUAAAAACAUUCAGUUAUCAAAAAAGCAUUAUAAUUUCAACCCCAACAAGGUUUGUUUUGUUACAAGCAAACAGACAGUUUUAUUAUCUGUAAAGUAAUAUGCUGUAGCAUAAAGUGUCACAUAUGUAACAUUAUGUGUUUCAUUUUCAAACUAUGGCACAAAUACACAUUAGCCAUAACAGUCUCA